AGCUGGCACUGGCCUUGCCUGACUAGUAGCUGAGACUUGUGGUAGUUUUGGCUGAUCCACUCAGUCUCCUGAGUGAAUACCAAGCAGUGUCAGUCCACCUGCACUGCAACACUAUUAGAGAGCCCACUCAGGAACGGCCCUGGUGAGGGAGCUUUACCCAGGUACCAUGUGGCAGACAUCAGGCUGCCUGACUGGCAGGCAAAAGGCGGCAAUGACACUCUGAGUCCCAUCCUGUGCAGGAUUAAUCAGGCUGAACUACCAACAGGUUGAUCAUUUUAAAGCACCUCUUCAACAUUUCCUUAUAAAAGGAACGCUCUGAGGAACACAGACUAUCAGUGACAAGUGCAUGACAAUUUAAGAAGCAGCCAAUUUUUCCACUGCAAUGAAAGCAUGUCUAGCCUCCAAGACUCCCAACUCAAACCCCCAUCUAUUCUUUCACACCCAUAUGGUGUGAGUCUGAGCCUGCUCUCAGCUAUGGGACUGGUCAGCUCAUCUUCUCCCCAACUGCUCUGCUAUUUUAAUCACACUGUGCUUGAAAUUAGGCGUGACAGUCUCUCCACCACCGACCAAGUCAAUCACUGGUGCAGCCCUAGCACUGUCUGUGGCAGCCAAUAGCACACAUACACGUAAGACAGAAAGCAGAGGACACAGUUAAUAGCCCAGUCUUUCAGAAGCUCACCAAAUCAUUCCUUACAUUGGUCUUUAGGAGAGAAAGCAACAGGAGAGGUGUGAUGAACUGAGAAUCCCAACAAACCUUUUGGUACCACACAGGCAUCGUCAGGUGCCAUGAGAAAGGACUACUAUAUAAUCCCAUCCAUCAACACUGAACCUGAAACCCAGACAUCAAAUUACAGUGACAGCUGGCAAGAGCCAGUAUGUCUCUAACUAUGAAUCUUUAGCCCAAUGCCACAAAAUGUCUUAUGUGAGUCAUUUUGAAACGUCAUGAAGAUGGUAACACAACUAGGUCUCGUGUUUUUCAAAUAUGCAAGUUUUACCAUUGUGCUGUAAAACUAUCCAAUCAGCAACACUUGCCUGUGUAUACAAAACACCACAAAUGAUACUGGAGCUCAAACUUUGCUCUCACCCAAGACUACCAUAAGCGCAGUUGGAGUUGUGAAUCCAUGGCUGACCUAGAGCUUCAACCAGUCUGCAAACUGUUAAGUAUUUCAUUGCCAGGGUUAAUUUGUAAAACUUACAAUUGCUGUUUAAAUUAAAAAUCAAUUCUGUAUAAUGAGAGUUAGAUUUCUGACUGAACAGGAUAUGAUGAAUUCCACCACUCUAAGAAGGUUACACGAAAACAAUUUUAUGGUAUUGAAUCUCCAAAUCUAGAAUCUUUUGGUUUUUCUGUAUUUUGUUAACUGUUUAAGUGUAUCUAUGGUCCUCUAAAAGCAAAUACAUGUAUUUGCUUUAUCUGAAAUUAAAAAACACAAUUGGCUUUACUCUGCAGCAUUGCCUGCCAAAUAAACUGGACAUCCUGGCUCAAUUAUUUUUCUUAAGAACCAACUAUAUUAGGUUAUCAUUAGUGAUCAACACAACUACUGCUUUCUGAUCAGCCUUUAAAGAAAAUAAAGCGGGGAGAGAUAUAAAUUUGAUUACUAGAGAGCUGAGAACAAUAAAAGACAACGCUGAAUGAGAACUGCCGAUUUGCCCAUACAAACUUCGGCUUUUUAGGUUCAUUUUUUAAAUGUUCUUUCACUCCUUCCUGCAGUCUGCAAUUCUGAAGGCUAGAUGCAUUUGAACCACGUUUUUCCACGAAGCCCACCUUGACACAAAUCCAAUUAUUUAUUGCUUAAAAUACGAAACACUGACUUAUAGAACGGCGACGAGUGGGAAACCCGUAACGUAGAAUUCCCCGGAGUUACUGACGCGUAAUUUACAGGCUCGUUCUUUGCUCGGCGUUCGGCGACAGGUCUGUUCCGCGGUGCCGCCCGGGGCAUUCCCGAGCUGCCGGCGCUGCUCCCCGCCGGCCGCCGCAGCACCCGCACUGCCGGAGGGCCAUCUUGCUUCUGUCUGACCCACAGGAAAUUAAAUGUACCGAGCCUAAGCCGUGGCCCACCUGAAGACGCCUAGGCGAGGAGUUUUAAAAGUUAUUUUUGUUCGCUUUUCACGCACAACGCCGAAGGGCUCCGCUGCCGCAAUCUUUCACGUUCAGCUUCUCUAGCAAGAGAGCCUCACCGAGCUCACCAGCCCGGCACGGCACGGCACGGCACGGCGGGAGGAUCUACCCCGACCGGGGUCCCCGCGACCCAAGGCCGGGAGUAGGCGGCCGCCCUCGGGCGAGCCGCGGGGCAGGGCGAGCCCCGGCUCCCUCCCCGCCGCCCCCGCGCCGCCCCGCACGCCUCCACCAUGUUGUCUCGGUGCGCAGCGGCGCGGGGGAGGGACCGCCGCCGCCAGCCCGGCUCCGCGGGGGCCGCCCGGCUCCUCCCCGCGGCCUCCGCUUCGGGCGCGGAGGCGCUGCCCCGGCCGGGAGGCGCGGCGAUCCCGACCCGGAGCGCAUGGAGGGAAACGCGGUGUGGAGGAGGGGCCCCGGUGCCCGCCGGAGAUCCCGGCCAUAGGGGCGGGGAGUCUCCUCCUUCUCCUCCUCCUCCCGCAGCGAGGCUCCAGCUCCCCGCACGCACCGGAGCGCUCGGCUCCCUCCUCCUCGUCCCUCCUCCCUUCCCCUCCUCCCCGCUUCCCUCCCCGGGUCGCCGCGGCUCCGGGAGGAGCGGGGGGGGCCCCGCUUCCUUCCCUCCCCCCCUCCUUCUCCCACCCGCCACGCCGAGGAGAGGCAGAAGCAACGAUGGGGUGCAUUAAAAGCAAAGAAGGUAAAGGCCCAGCCAUGAAAUACAGAACUGAAAAUGCUCCAGAACCUGUUAUUUCCCAUGUCAGUCAUUAUGGAUCAGAUUCCAGCCAAGCAACACAGUCACCGUCAAUAAAGGGAUCAGCAGUUAAUUUUAAUAGUCAUUCCAUGACUCCAUUUGGAGGGUCUUCAGGAAUGACACCCUUUGGAGGAGCAUCAUCUUCAUUUUCAGCUGUGCCAAGUACAUAUCCUAGUACUUUAACAGGUGGUGUUACUGUAUUUGUGGCCUUAUAUGAUUAUGAAGCUAGAACUACAGAUGACCUUUCAUUUAAGAAAGGUGAACGGUUCCAGAUAAUAAAUAACACGGAAGGAGACUGGUGGGAAGCAAGAUCCAUUGCUACGGGAAAGACAGGCUACAUCCCAAGCAAUUAUGUAGCUCCUGCAGACUCCAUUCAAGCAGAAGAGUGGUAUUUUGGUAAGAUGGGCAGGAAGGAUGCAGAAAGGCUACUUUUAAAUCCUGGGAACCAGCGUGGUAUUUUCUUAGUAAGAGAGAGUGAAACCACUAAAGGUGCUUAUUCCCUUUCUAUACGUGACUGGGAUGAGGUCAGAGGUGAUAACGUAAAACACUACAAAAUCAGGAAACUUGAUAAUGGUGGAUACUAUAUCACAACCAGAGCACAAUUUGAAUCUUUACAGAAGUUGGUGAAACACUACAGAGAACAUGCUGAUGGGCUGUGUCAUAAGCUAACAACUGUGUGUCCCACUGUGAAACCACAAACACAGGGACUAGCAAAAGAUGCUUGGGAAAUUCCCAGAGAAUCUUUGAGGCUGGAAGUUAAGUUGGGCCAGGGAUGUUUUGGUGAAGUGUGGAUGGGAACGUGGAAUGGAACCACAAAAGUAGCAAUCAAGACACUAAAACCUGGUACAAUGAUGCCAGAAGCUUUCCUGCAGGAGGCUCAGAUCAUGAAGAAACUACGGCACGACAAGCUUGUUCCGCUGUACGCAGUCGUUUCUGAGGAACCAAUCUACAUCGUCACUGAAUUCAUGACAAAAGGCAGCUUGCUAGAUUUCCUUAAAGAAGGGGAAGGGAAAUACCUAAAACUCCCACAGCUGGUGGACAUGGCUGCUCAGAUUGCAGAUGGCAUGGCUUACAUUGAAAGAAUGAACUACAUCCACAGGGACCUCCGGGCAGCUAACAUUCUUGUAGGAGACAAUCUUGUGUGUAAAAUAGCAGAUUUUGGUUUAGCAAGGUUAAUAGAGGACAAUGAGUACACUGCAAGACAAGGAGCUAAAUUUCCAAUUAAAUGGACCGCUCCAGAAGCAGCGUUGUAUGGUCGGUUUACAAUCAAGUCGGAUGUUUGGUCAUUUGGAAUUUUACUGACAGAGCUGGUAACUAAGGGGAGAGUGCCAUAUCCAGGAAUGGUGAAUCGAGAAGUUUUGGAACAAGUGGAACGUGGGUACAGGAUGCCUUGUCCACAAGGCUGCCCAGAGUCUCUCCACGAGUUAAUGAAACUGUGUUGGAAGAAGGACCCUGAUGAGAGACCAACAUUUGAGUAUAUACAGUCUUUCUUGGAGGACUACUUUACUGCUACAGAACCACAGUACCAGCCUGGAGACAAUUUAUAAGCCAACAGUCUAUAUAACAUGCACAAAUCUGCCAAAUGUAAAAGACUUGCAAAGAAUUCCUGAAAUCUCUUAAGGAAUCACAGGAAAGAAAAUCUUCGCUACUUUGCAUGCUCUUAAUGGCAAACUGGAAUUUCAUAAUGCCGUUGCACAAAACCACUUUUAAAGUGUUAUACUCUGAUUUACCAAUGACAUAUUUUUAUUAUUUCCUCUUUCCCAACUUAUUUUCAGGGUCCAAAGGAAGCUUACUGAAAAUACGGGGCAGAAAAAAUGAGUGUUGGUGUGAACAAUAGCAGAAAAACCAAUGUUUCAAAUCCUUUAUUCUCCCAAUAUUUGCUGAUCAUUGUACUAUUGAGGGAAUUGUCUGGAAUUAGUGAUCUUGGAGUAAGGCCUUUUUAAAGCAGAAGAACUUUGUGGGACCAAGCAAUUCUAUUCCAGUUCAGUAAAACUCCCUGUGUUUAAAACUACGUGUGUGCCCCCACCCGCGCAAAACAAAAGAUGGUACAACAGUAUUUGAUUUAUAGUCUCAAUCUUUAAGCUUCCACUUUCAUGGACUUAAUUAGGGUAAGCAGGUAAAAAGAGAAAUUGGAACAGUGAAUGAGAAACUUUAUCUAAAUGGUAGACCUCAAUAGUGAGAUUAGAGAGCAUAAUGCACUGUGUUAAUACUUGUGUUAAUAUAACUGGAAAGUAGCAUGAGCGAUUUUUCCUUUUUUCUUUCUGCAUAGCUAAUUAAGAAUAAUGAAGGUAACUAGAAGAUGAGGUAAUAUUUUAUAAAAUUGUGGUGAUAAAGUAUGAUGAUAUUUGAACUUGAAGCUAUGUAAUACAAUCACAGGGGGAAAGCCUUUAAUCUUUUAAGCUCCAAUGGAACAGUGAGCUUUUGUAUGGGAAGACUGCCUGAACAAAGUUACAAAGUUCACCAGGAAAGCAAGACUGAAGCUGGUAAAUGGCCACCUUUUAGUCCUUUUUCAGAGACAGGUUUGGUACUGUUGUAUGUGGCUCGUGAGUGUUAACGAGGGUGGGUGCCACAAGUGCUAUCUGUCACUAGUUCAGGGAUUUGAUUGCACUUUUGCUUUUCUUGGCUAUUAAGACACACACACCGUUGCUCUUCCCACUUCUGCCCUUCCUACAGAAUUAUUUAACUAAAAAUAAGUGAAAGAAAAUGUGAAAGUUUAAAAAGUAAAGGGAUAAAAUAUAUUUAAUAUUGUCCAAAUAAUGAAAUUUGCUGGUAUUCAGCCCAGCUGACACUACAUCUAGAUUUAUUUUCUUUGGCUACUGACAUAUCAAGCAAUAACGUCAUGUCUUUUACUCAACAAUUUGCAUGAGGUCUUGAAUUUCUGAUCAAGCUUAUAUACUUUAAUUUUGAAACACUCUUACUUAGUUACUGGCUUGGAAUUGAUAUUAUCAUUGUAAAGCUAUCCAACAAAUGAAUUCAGAAGAGCCGGUAAUAUAGUUCUGGUACUAAACUUAACAUUCAUGGGUUUACACUACAUUGAAUCCAACUACCAAACAGAUCUGUGUAGGAACAGUGCCAUCAUUUUUCAUUUUCCCUCAUCAUUGCUCAUCAACUGUACAUCUGUGGUUAUCAAAUUUUAAAAGGGCUUUCUGUAAGAAAAACAAAAACAAAACAAAAAAACACAUACACAAAAUACUCAAAAAACCCAAAAAAUAUGAUGAAAUUUUAAUUUUUCUAAAUAUUUUAAAAUAAUAACACAAUCAUAUGAGUUUAUGUAUUAAUACAGUCAUAACAAAAAAUGCCAAAAAUGACACUGGCAUUGUAUGGAUUUUUAAUUACUGAAUGGAACAGUUCAUUGUAAUAACACUUGUAUAGUAAAGGAAUAAAACACUAACUUAAUGAACGUGUUCAUUGUAAAUGGUUGUGUAUUAUAAAACUUCUCCAAAAGA
Molecule: messenger RNA, 6304 nt
Organism: Motacilla alba alba
Lineage: Eukaryota; Metazoa; Chordata; Aves; Passeriformes; Motacillidae
Gene: YES1
Product: YES proto-oncogene 1, Src family tyrosine kinase
Exons: 12
Coding region: 2780-4405 (541 amino acids)
Biological process (GO): cell differentiation; protein phosphorylation; innate immune response
Cellular component (GO): extrinsic component of cytoplasmic side of plasma membrane
Molecular function (GO): non-membrane spanning protein tyrosine kinase activity; ATP binding; signaling receptor binding
Source: RefSeq, a predicted model, not a curated record